Brassica napus (rape) is the source of this 1315-nucleotide messenger RNA. Its product is annotated as proline-rich protein 3-like. The record is from RefSeq and is a predicted model, not a curated record. The coding region runs from base 57 to 572 and encodes 171 amino acids. NCBI's taxonomy places the organism in Eukaryota, Viridiplantae, Streptophyta, Magnoliopsida, Brassicales, Brassicaceae. The transcript is spliced from 2 exons.
AUCUACUAAGCAUAAUCUCAAAACAUUGAACCCCAAAAGAGUCUAGAGAGGUCGUCAUGGCGCAGAGUAUCACUACAUUGGUUAUGCUCAUAGAGAUAUUGUUUCUGGUAAAUUAUGUGAGUCAAAUCGCCACAACCGCAGCGGAUAACGACGGAGAUGUGAUUCACGUAGCCGGAAAAGUGAUGUGCCAAGACUGCACUCUUAACUACGACAAAUGGAUCAACGGCUCUGAACCCAUCAAAGGGGCUGUGGUAUCAAUCACUUGUAUGGACGAGAGGGAAAGAGUGAGGUACUAUGGCAGCGACAAGACCGACGAGAGAGGCCAGUUCGAUCUUAUCCUUGACAAAGUCCUCUACGGCGGCAAGAAUCUUAAGCCUAAACUUUGUACCGUCAGGCUCGUGUCCUCUCCUGACAAGUCAUGUGAUAUCCCAACCGAUUUUGGUAAUGGUCAAAGUGGAGUGAAGCUAGUUCAGCCGUUCAGGGUUUUCAAGGAUCUGGUGAAGUUUGUGGUCGGACCGUUUUACUAUACCACCCCCAUGUGUGAGACUCCUAAAUAUGAAAACAACUAUUAGACUUGGAUGGUUUGACUUUUGAUUAAGGUCAUUUAAAUUGACUGGUCCUUUGCCAUAUAUAUAUUUCUCAAAAAUGUAACUUGACAUGUUUUUUUCUUCCUUAAUUGUGUUGAUUCUUGUAAAUGUAAAAUUAUAAUUCUUACAAAUCAUACACUUUAAUCAUAAUAUGUAUGUUUUAGUUUGUAUUCCAACAAUGGUUUAAAAUAUCUUUUUCAUAAUAUCAUAAAUUAUACUAAUUUUGUAAUUUGUUCCCUGUUACUAAAUAUGUUCGAUCAAAAUUUUAAAUCUUGGAUUUGGAUUUAAUUUAGUAUUGUAAUAUUGAAAACGAGUUACACAGGUUAUUCUAACUGAGUAAUAGCCUUUUCGCCACCAUCAUUUUACUUUAUUUCAAGUUAUAGAAAUCAAUGUUUUAAGAGCUACACAAACAUUUUUAGCUAAGAUAGCUGCCUCAAAUAUUUCGUGUUCGAGGUAUAAACGUAAACGUAACCAAACUGAAAAAUUGAGUGAGAGCUUGAAUAUCUGCGAGACUGCGAGUCACUUAAAACCAGUUUUGCACGAUUCAAUUAAAUUGAACAUAGAUGUUGUGUAGUGCUAGUUGCAUAGAUUUGUUUUUAAGGCGAUAUAUUUAUAUUUGGUGUUAAAAAGGUAAAUCACUCCAAUGAGAUAUGGAAACAGUUUUUGACAAAAGAAACUUGGACUAACAAUUCUCUAAACAUAUUAGACACUUCAUGACAAAAUAAACU